AAUAUGGAGGAAAGAAGUCGUAAAGCUACUACUGUGCAGACGCGGGCACUCCUACGCCUUCAGUCUCCCUCCUCUGCUCAUUGGUCCAUUCAGCAUCUUCAGCACCACGCAGCUGAACAGCGACACUCAGCCAUGCAGCCUUCAUCAGAUGAGGAUGCCGAGUGGCGGAUAUGCUGCCCUGCACGGCUACAGUGACAGUGUUCAUCAUCAGAUGUGUUUUUCAGCCUUAACGCCAUUGUUUCAUCAGGUUAUAACAGAUGUUGACGGUCGUUUUAUUCGCUGCUCAUUUUUUCCAUCGUCUUCAUCGGAAACGACCCGGCUGUGUCGUGUAACCCUGCAGGAGAAAGCUGUUUUUCCCGUCACAGAUGCUCCAGUGUUCAGCUUAUUUUACCGGCUUCUCCUCCCGUCGAGUCGGCAGGUAUGACGGGCAGUAACGCCGCUUCGGUUACAGGCAACAGCAGCAGCAGCAGCAGCAGCGUCUCAUGUACAACAGUGCCGCAUCGACAAGCCUCAACGCCCGACCACCGGGUCCCCCUGCCGGCGUCCCGGUGUCCGCCGGUCCCCCGACGCCUCUUAUGACAUGACAGCUCGGGCAAGGAAGAAGAGGAUCAAAGGUUACGGGCUGGGGUCCGAGCAGGAGCGCAGACGGGUCGGAUCCUUGAGAAGGGGACACACGGGAACACUGCACUGUUUGUGGAUACUCUAACACCUACAUCAAAGAUUCAUGUGAUACUUUUUAAUCCUUACAAGUUGAGUCAGAGCGUGGGGUUAGCUCUAGAUCAACGUCCCUGGCGCGUUUGUGUGACAACAGGGGACAGAGAGGGACUGAACUUGGAUCCUAGUCUCACUGGACCCACCUGUCCCCCAUCCUGAAGCCUUACAGUGUCUCUGAUUCGGGCCUGCAGAGGGGUAGCACCCACCUUUGCCUUACAGUUUCCUCUGAUGCACGGCCUCAUAGUUCUGGUUCUGGUCCAGUCCCGGUCAGCAGUGCUGCUCCACAGGCCCGCCAGGCUCACUUGGCUGCUCCUGACCAUCACCUUUACCUGCACCGCCAUGGGCUGCAUCCAGAGUAUAGCCUGUAACAAGUCCCGGAUCAAAAGAGAGAACAUCGUGGUGUAUGACCUGUCUGCCACCAUAGACCACUGCCCCACUGUCAUCGAGGAGAACUCGCCCAUAGUGCUGCGGUACAAGACGCCCUAUUUCAAAGCCUCCGCGCGGAUUGUGAUGCCCCCAAUCCCGCGCAACGAGACCUGGGUGGUGGGCUGGAUCCAGGCGUGCACCCAGAUGGAAUUUUACAACACCUAUGGAGACGUCGGCAUGUCGAGCUGGGAGCUGCCUCAGCUCCGUGAAGGUCUGGUGAGAGCCAUCAGCGACUCAGACGGCGUGAGCUACCCCUGGUAUGGAAACACAACAGAGACGGUUACCAUAGUGGGCCCCACCUCCAAGCCAUCCCGUUUCAUUGUUAGUAUGAAUGACAAUUUUUACCCCAGCGUCACCUGGGCUGUGCCGGUCAGUGAAUCCAACACACCCUUGCUGACAAACAUUAAAAGGGACCAGAGCUUCACCACCUGGCUGGUGGCAUUAAACACAACGUCAAGGGAAAAGAUCCUGCUCCACACAAUCAAGUGGAGGAUGAGGGUGGAUAUCGCAGUGGAUCCGUCCCUGCCUCUUGGCUCCAGGGCCAGGCUGGUGGGACGAGUGCACCAGGACCAGCCGCGGGUGCUGACCCGCAUGGAGCCCAUUCCUCCUAACGCCAUGGGGAGGCCCAAUGCCAAUGACGCCCAGGUUCUGAUGUGGAGGCCAAGAAGAGGGCCUCCACUUGUUGUCAUACCACCUAAGUAGAGUGUAAAGAAUAUCUGUUUGGCUGUGUUUUUAUUAUGUUGUAGUGGGUCCUUUCCACUACCAAGCAAGAUAAUCAGAAGACAAAAAAAGACACAAACAAGGAUCCAUAAGCAGGCUGAGACUUGAACUGUCAAUGGCACAAAUCAAAGUUUUUUGUGUACAACAUUUUGAGGGGACAACUGCCUUAAUUCCCCAAAGCUGCCUUUGACAAUGCAGAAAGUUUGAUGGUUUCUUCUUCUGGUGCUGUUGAGCUGUUGGGUAUCACAGCCUUCAAUCCAGCCCAGCGCAACUGAGCAAAACUUUGAAAAUCCACCAUUACUGCUGGGAUGUAACAAAAACCUGUACUGUAGCUACUCAGGCCCAGAAGUGACAGACCCUGCUUAAGAAGGUUCUUCAGCCUUAAUGAUGACAAAGUGCUGGCCUGCUCUGUACUGUAAAGUAAAGUGAUGUAUACGAGUGUAACAAAGGACAAGUGUUACUGUUUAUGAGUGAAACAGGAAACUGCUGGGGGCUUAUUCAUUACAGACAAAGACAAGUUUAAUAUCAGCUGAAAUGCUACUGGAUGAUUUGAGUGUAGUCAGAAGGCAUGUGUGUACUUGUUUGUGGUUGUGUGUUUUCUAUAACGGGGCUCAACGGCUGGGUCCAGGCUUGCUGCUUUGUCACACCAGACUGCCUCAAACACACACUCAAACCAACAUUAUACAUAUACUCGUGGCCUCAUGCUAAAGGGAAGGAAAUUUUUCAAGAUGAUUUAAAAACUGAAAGAUUUUCAACAUACGUACAUCCUCAGAGCUACUUUGCGUUUUACAUAUCAGAGAAAAUAUAGAAACAUGGGUUUGGUGGCAUGUACAGACAUACAGUUUGUACAUCGAGACAAGUCUUAAAUUAAGCCUUGCAGCGGGACUUUUCUUUUGCAAUCACACAUGGCCAGUUCAUCCAAGCUGCAGAGCUUCUCUCUCCCUGCCUUUUGAAAGCCAGUGAUGCCUGUGUUGAUGACAGCUUUCUAAAACAUGUUUUUGUGUUUUACAUGUCCAAUGUAAUCAGAUCUGUUGGGUAAGAAAUGAUGGAGACUCUUAUUUACAAGUAAGUCCGUCCACUUGCAGUGGCAAGCAAAGCUAUUUACUAAAUGUUAUUUAAGAGUAAAGGUUGAUAUGGAAGAGAAGAGUAUUUAUGCUCCAAGAGUUGUGUAUAAAACAAAAAAACUCACUACUGCAUGUCAUCGUGCAGAUUUUUAGGACUUUAUUUGUCAAAGUUUUGAAGUAUCUGUCAAUGAGAUUUCUGCCUCCCAACUAGAACAUCAUAGGUGAUUGACAUUUAUUUUACCAUCUGUCUAUAAAAAGAAAUGGUCUGGUCUUGCUAGCUGCUCUGUAACGUCUGUUUUAAGAGCCAGUGAAACUAUAAGCUAAUUGCUAACUUGUUCACAUUUACAAUCCAAUCACGCUGUUCUGCUAGCUAAAUCCAUACCAUGUCUAUCAUCUUAUGUUAGCACAUUAGCAUGCAAUCAAUAAUCAAUUGAUCAUUUGAUCAAACUAACACUGCCAUUCCUUUAUCCUUGCCAGCAGCAUGGCUAAACAUUCAACAGCAAUAUUGCUUUUCACAUAAACCAAGCAUCCAUGUCACUCAGGAUAAUCAACAUACUUUCUCUGUAGUUUCUUUCUGUAUCUGUUUUUCCAGGGGAAAAUGUUGUCUUCAAGUAUCUGAGUUAUUUCCCUCUGACAGCACGCUCAGGAGCCAAGCUUCAAAACUGUUAAAUGUUAUACUGCUGUAUUACAAGUUUUAAAACAUUUCAAUUUGCAAUUAAUCUGUUACUUUUGAGACAACAAACAGUGACUCCAAAGAAUGGAAGGCUAAAAUUGAUGUUAGCAUUUAGCCACUUAUUAUAUUAUAUUGUUAGCUAGGAAGUAGCUGAAGGAUUAUAUUUACUGUUGGUAGUGUUACAUAAUUAAAUAGGAAAGGCAUUUGCUAGCAUAAUUCAUAACUUAUAGGUAAGGACCUGGCUGCCAAGCAGUUCACACUGUAAUGUUAGCUAGGAAGUUAAUAGCCUUAGCUUACGUUAAAUAUGGCCCUUUAGCCCUCCAUGUAUCAAAACUACAUUGUUUUCAGUAGUCAAGCUACCAAGAGGCAAUUAUAAUAUAGAAUCUAAUUGAUAAUUAUUUACAUUUUACCCGUACAUUUUACCAGUAGAAGACUGCAAUACGACUUUAAAACAGCAUUUAAGCCCAUUUUCACACUGACCAUGACAUCAGAGAAAAAUAGCCCUGGUUUAAAGACAUGAUAAACCGUUCAUGGAAAGUCAAUAUUUAUAUUAAUUAUUAAAUGUAAAUUGUCGAAGCCAGGAGCACCAAAGGCAAAAAUCCACUCACUUACAUUGUAAUGGGUGGAGGUAGAAAUCCCAUGGGCAGAUGUCAGAAGACCUGCAAAAAGUAAGCCCAAAUAAUAUACAUGGCUUGAUACCAGUAUGAGUAAAUAAUAGGAGGAAAAUUAUAUAUACAGUAUAUUUAUAGUUUUGUUUGUCUUGUGUUUUUUUCUUAUUUGGGUGAAGUGACCCUUUAAAGAUUUGUGCAGUAUUUGGUUUACAUAUACAUUCUCCUGUGCCAUUAUGAUGUUUUACAGAAUGUGUUUUUUUUAUGAAGACUCACAUGAAAAUGAAACAAGAGUGCAGCUUAAAAAGUAUUUGCAUUUCUCAAUCAUGGUGAAUAUAGAAACGUUGCUUUUUGAUUUCCAGAAUCUUCUAUAUGACGUAUUUCUGUUUGUACACACUCAGCACACAGUGGGCCAGUAAAACAGGGUGUGCUGAAGUGCUGAGCUGGUCUGGAUGAGACAGAGAUGAAGAGAGACAGAGGAUGUAACCGUGUCAUCUUACCCCUGCUGCUCAUUACUGCUGGUGCAAACCAACCAAGCCUUCACCACACACACAUUAACACAAACGUAUGCACACAUUUAGAAUGACAAUGAUCAGUACUGUGAUCACUGAAAUAAGUGUUCUGCCUCUGUGUAUCGCCCCAUGUAGAGGGUGUUCACACUGGACAUUUCAACAACAUGCAUAUUGUAGCCAUGACACAUGAGCAUUUUGUGGGGCAAACAGCAGCUGACAAUCAGGGGAAACAUCUGGAGCAGCACUUUGAAGUGGAAAAACUAAGAAGAUGAUCUUUAUUGGCCUGUGAUUUUACUCACUGAAUUGAGGCUUUUUAGGUUGAGACAAAAUGAAAGACAAAUUUCCAUAUGUUGGCCCAAUCAAAAUAAAUUGUAGGAAACAAAUUAUUUAUACUUGACUACAAACUUGCAGUCUGCUGUGUGUGUAUUAGGACCUCAAGUGUCUUUUACAGUAACAGAUGUGCCUGAGGAGCAGAGGGCGGAGCGACACACGGCUCCUUGUGAAGAGCAUGUUGUAAAUCCGAAUUGUUCUGCUGAUUAACAGGAGCCAAAUGCAGUUGCUGGUUUUAAACGGCUGGGUAAAGGGUGUUAUACAGAGUUAUGAUACAAAGGACAUGAAACUCUGGCGUGUUACAGUCCUUUCUCUCAGACUGUCUGGCUUUUGCAUGCAGUGUUUUUAAACUCAUUAAAAGAAAUGCCAAAAAUAA
Molecule: messenger RNA, 5423 nt
Organism: Notolabrus celidotus (New Zealand spotty)
Lineage: Eukaryota; Metazoa; Chordata; Actinopteri; Labriformes; Labridae
Gene: fam78bb
Product: family with sequence similarity 78 member Bb
Exons: 2
Coding region: 943-1842 (299 amino acids)
Source: RefSeq, a predicted model, not a curated record